UUAGGGUUCAGUUUGUUCACACGAAACUGUCAGUUAUGGCUGUUUUUCUCUUGGUGCUGUUGGCGGCAGGGAAUGUCGUGUCCGCCGACUGUCCGCAGGAUGUCCAAGCCUACAAGGCGGCCGUGGCCAACGGCGAAGCGUGGGCAAUUCAGAUGCUGGACGCUUCCAUCGUGUUUCCCGACGGUCUGAUGUACGCGCCUGGCCCGAGAUUGGGACACUUCGAACAGUGCCUGUCCGCCCCUAGCGCACCAAACUACUGCCUCGUCGGAUAUCAAAUGAACGCGAUUCCACGUUAUCAACGCGUGAUCCUCCGAAGAAAAGAAACUCUGCCGGCGGCAACUGUACAAGUGGCCGCCUGCGUACCUAGCUCUUGCGAUGCGGCCGGGGCCGUUGAGGUGGCCGCUUUUAAUUUGCAGGGGGUGUUGGACCGAUACGGGGGUCAACUGAAGCAGUCCUUUUGUUAUAUCGAGGAUCAAUUUGAUGGAAAGGCGAUUGCUUUUGUUGCAGUUUCAGUCGCCUUGAUUUCUGCCACUUUUCUUGCAUCUUUCACCGAAAAAAUACCCUGGUUGUCUGCUCGGCACAACCUGAUAGAACUUUUCCGCCAACCUCCACGCACCUCCAUUCACUGCGUGCACGGCGUGCGGUGUCUCAGCAUCGCCUGGGUGAUGGUCGGCCACAAGUUUUACACGCAGAGUUUGGUCGCCCCGCCAGCACCGUCCGGUCCAGAGGCAGCCCUUCCGUGGUUCACGGCCAUCGGAUGGAACGCCUACUUGAGCGUGGACACGUUUCUGUUGGUGUCAGCGAUGCUGUCUGCUCGCGCCAUUGCCAAAUUCCGGCGAUUGCCGCUCGUCCCGUUUUACCUUUUGCGAAUCCUGAGACUUUGGCCUGCACUCGCGGCCGUCGUAUUUUUCUACGCCUGCGCCUCCACCUUGGUUGCCCGAGGGCCUCUUUGGGCUCCGCACGUGCAGACCGAGGCGCAAUUCUGCAGGGAUCGUUGGUGGUCGACGUUGAUCUUCCUCAAUAAUUACAUUGACGUUGACGUGAACCCGUGUUUGAGUUUCUCUUGGUAUUUGUCGAUUGACAUGCAGCUAGCGUGGCUUUCACCUCUGGUGCUCUUCCCUCUUUUGAAGUGGCAAAAGAAGGGCGUAAUCUGGACUUUGGUCCUUCUCAGCGCAACAAUCAUUACAAUUUUUACGCUCACUAUGGUGUAUAAUUUGCCGUGGACAAUGAGCCUUCUUGCAAAAGGUGAUAAGAUAGUUCUGUUCUGGGAUUUGGUCUACACGAACACACCACUGCGAAGCCAGCCCUAUUUGAUUGGUCUCCUCCUUGGCUUUUUUAUCGAGCGGCCUUUCAAAAGAAUUUCCGAUAAAAUCAUAGCUGUCGGAUGGGCCGCGAGUUUAGGCUGCUUCUUCGGCGUCGUUUUUUCGGUGCUUUUGGACCUUGUGGGUGUUUUGGCCGAUUCGAGUGUGGCCGCUGCCUUUUACUCUUCCACGCACAGGAUUCUAUGGUCCUGCAGUCUAUCGUGGCUCAUAUUCGCAUGUCACAAGGGAUUCGGAGGUCCGAUCAACAAAUUUUUGUCCCUGAAAGUGUGGGUUCCGCUUAGUCGACUCACUUACUGCGUUUUCCUCACGCACCUCAGUUACAUGACGAUGCUGGCCGCUGCCCACAAGGCGGAAUCGCAGUUUACCUUUUACGACGUGAUUCUUGGUUAUUACGGGGAUAUUGCGUUGGUUUGGCUACCGGCUUUGCUUUUGCAUUUGACCGUGGAGGCGCCCAUGAGUGGUCUUGUCAAGAUUUUAGCCAAUAAAUUACAGUAGCAAGAAAUUUGUUUGUAUAUUUUGCUUUCUGUAUCAUCAUUUUUGUUUUUUGUUAAAUUAAAUUUAUUUCAUCGGUUUGAUAAAAAUAACACAUCAGGGUGGAUUUAAA
This is a messenger RNA of Neocloeon triangulifer, 1926 nucleotides long. Its product is annotated as O-acyltransferase like protein-like. The coding region runs from base 36 to 1817 and encodes 593 amino acids. Gene Ontology annotation, molecular function: acyltransferase activity, transferring groups other than amino-acyl groups. Lineage: Eukaryota; Metazoa; Arthropoda; Insecta; Ephemeroptera; Baetidae. The transcript is spliced from 7 exons. The record is from RefSeq and is a predicted model, not a curated record.